ACUUAACUUGGUAACCAAUGAUUGUAAGCUGUAAAAAACUGAAAACAUCUUAAAACUAUCAACAGAGAACCAAAUCUGAAACGAAAUAUUCAAGACACCAUUAAAUAUAGCGUGAAGCAAAGAAUCCAUCUUUCCUAAAGUUGAAACCGUCCUUUUCAUCAAACUUGCACUCUUGCACGUAUCCCUCACCACAACAAGAUAUAUUCCAUCUUUCAAGACCGCAAUUUGCUCAACUAACUUAGCAAAACAGUCGUAACAAUGGAAAUUCUUCAUUGCCCAUUCUUCCCAAAAUUCCCUCAACCAAACACUCCCCAAUCUAACACCGCAAACAGACCUCAAACAACAAUAGCCCGAAGCUCCUCCUCCCCAACAUUUGUGCGUAAUUGCUACAAUACCUUUAACCCAACACUCCUCGGUAGCCCGCGCCAUACUAGGCGGGGCCCGCGUGCUUUCGGGCCACUUCAGCCCGAUGAAGCACGGAUUUGGGCCGGCCAACACGAGUGUGGCCCAAUUUCACGGUGGCAAAGUAUUCGCCCUAUGCAAGUCCGACCUUCCUUACGCUAUCAAACUCACGCCAGAUGGCGACGUCGUCACUCUCGGCCGGCACACUUUCGAAAGCCGUGAUUGUAAUUUUACGAACAUGACGGCCCACCCGAAAACCAACCUCCGGACAGGAGAGGUUUUUGCGUUCAGCUACACCGUACGGCGCCCGUUCCUUACCUAUUUCAGAAUAGGUUCGGACGGACGGGAGAUAAUAACGGAAGUCCCGAUUUAUUCGAUAGAACGCGCAUCGUUCGCGCACGAUUUGCGGUCACGGAGAGCCACGCGUUGUUUUGUGACUCGCAGAUCGUGAUCGAGCCAAUGGAGAUGUUGUGGGGCGGGUUGCCCAUGAAGAUCGACGCUGGUAAGGCACCGAGGGUUGGAAUAUUGGCUAAGUAUGCAUCAGAGGUCGGGUGUGUGUUGGGUGGAUGCUCCGGGUUUGAACGUUUUGCACGUGGUGAAUGCUUGGGAGGAGGACGGUGGGGACACGGUGGUAAUGGUGGCGUCCAAUAUAAUGCGGGUCGAGCACAUGUUGGGUCGGAUGGAUUUGGUCCGGAUGUCUUUGGAGAUGAUAAGGAUUGAUGUCAAGGGGAAGAGAGUGGUGGCCAGGUGUCCGGUUUCCAGGGAAAGCCUGGAUUUUGCUGUGAUUAAUCCUCAAUAUGCAGGGAAGAAAAGCAGGUAUGUAUAUGCAGCAGUUGUAGUUCCCACGCUAAAGGGAGCUGGGGUAGUGAAGCUAGAUCUUUCAUUUUCAUCCAAAAAGAUGGAUCACUUAGUUGCUAGACGGGUAUAUGGGCCGGACUGCUAUGGUGGCGAACCUUUUUUCGUGCCAAGGGAGCCCAAUAAUCUGGAGGCUGACGAGGACGAUGGUUAUUUAGUUAUGCAGGGUGCCUUAUGGUUUUCAUGGGAUUUUUGUGAAGGAAAAUGA
This is a messenger RNA of Striga asiatica, 1465 nucleotides long. The record is from the annotation of a GenBank genome assembly. NCBI's taxonomy places the organism in Eukaryota, Viridiplantae, Streptophyta, Magnoliopsida, Lamiales, Orobanchaceae.